AUGCCUCUCAUGCCAUUGAUGGUUCGGUCACUGGUGAGGCUACUCAGCGCUCUAGUGUCUCAGCCAACUGCCUCAGUCACAACUUUAUUGUAUUACAGCAAUCUUCUACCUAGAAACUUGAAUUUAGAGCGAUUGGUUCGACGGGAACUGCUUGAUGGAGAAAACCAUCUGUUCCAUUUUCUCAUCAAUUUCUUGAGAUGUUUCUGGUAG
Messenger RNA from Dovyalis caffra, 210 nucleotides. NCBI's taxonomy places the organism in Eukaryota, Viridiplantae, Streptophyta, Magnoliopsida, Malpighiales, Salicaceae. The record is from the annotation of a GenBank genome assembly.